Messenger RNA from Osmerus eperlanus (European smelt), 1827 nucleotides. RefSeq names its product growth factor independent 1B transcription repressor (gene gfi1b). Gene Ontology annotation, molecular function: RNA polymerase II cis-regulatory region sequence-specific DNA binding; DNA-binding transcription factor activity. The transcript is spliced from 7 exons. The record is from RefSeq and is a predicted model, not a curated record. The coding region runs from base 327 to 1307 and encodes 326 amino acids. Gene Ontology annotation, biological process: regulation of transcription by RNA polymerase II. Lineage: Eukaryota; Metazoa; Chordata; Actinopteri; Osmeriformes; Osmeridae.
AGACUAAUCGCAUUCGAGCUCCUGUCCUUUUCUAUAGGCAAAUUCACACCUGCGAGUUGGCUCUCUCAUUGGCUGAAACCACAGUCAGAUUCCAACGCAAAAUUAUCUGAUUGUAAAUCUGGGAGGGGAGCACAAGAAACAGAGCAACAAGUGCAAGGUUUAACAGAGGUUUGGAUUCUGACUUAUGCGAAAGGAUUUUACGAAAUAUUACUUCUUUGAAAGAGUGGAUUUUAUUUUUGUGCAGAUAAAUUUUUUUCUCAAUUGGCUGCAACUUCCUCGAUAUUUGAUACUCACAUAACCUAAAUAGGAUAAAACAAAUAACGAUCAUGCCACGGUCCUUUUUGGUGAAAAACAAGAGGUGCGCUUCUUAUAAUGUGCACCGCUCCUAUAACGACGCACCGGUGGAAACUUCACAUUCUGAAAAGGUCCCGUCAGAACCACAGAGCCCAGACCCUCCGGAGAGGCCUGAGGUGAGGGCCCAGUCUCCGCCAGACUCCUACACGUACAUUAAACACGAAGAGGAGCUGGGGUUCCCGAGCCUGAUUCACCCAGAACCAACCAGACCUCCUGUCACCCCCACACAGCCAUUCUACAUUUCUGAGCCCCAUGUGGCAGACUUCCCUUCCUACUACAAGCCCACGUACGCCUGGGAGCCUACACCCUACAACCUCCGCCAGAUGACCUUCACCCCCACCCUCCUGCAGCACUCCAGCUCCCUGUACGGGGCUCGAGUCAGCCACAGCCCAGAGCCCCGGCGGCAGACAGACUGCAGCACCCACUACUCCCCCACCUCCAACACCUACCACUGCAUCACCUGUGACAAGGUGUUCUCUACCCCCCAUGGCCUGGAGGUGCAUGUGAGGCGUUCUCACAGUGGGAUGAGACCGUUUGGGUGCAACAUCUGCAGAAAGACCUUUGGCCACGCUGUCAGCCUAGAACAGCACAUGAAUGUCCAUUCACAGGAAAGGAGUUUUGAGUGCAAGAUGUGUGGGAAGACAUUCAAACGCUCGUCCACCCUCUCCACGCAUCUACUCAUCCACUCUGACACCCGCCCCUACCCCUGUCAGUACUGCGGCAAGAGGUUCCACCAGAAGUCAGACAUGAAGAAACACACCUACAUUCACACAGGCGAAAAGCCCCACAAAUGCCAGGUAUGUGGCAAAGCCUUCAGUCAGAGCUCCAACCUCAUCACACACAGCCGGAAGCACACAGGAUUCAAGCCGUUUGGCUGUGAGAUCUGCGCCAAGGGUUUCCAGCGCAAGGUGGACCUGCGCAGGCACCACGAGAGCCAGCACGGACUGAAGUGAAGAGGCCGGUGUCCGAGGAUACAGGGGUGUAGGUUUGUUUUCAACUGUGGAUGGGACAGCUAUUUUUAACUGAGGAUCAGACCAUUAAAUCUAAUUGUUUUGAUCAAAUAUCAGGGGGGCUAGAUUUGUCCUUUUCAAACCUACGCCCCUGGAAGGAUGAAAUCUAUGAAGUUAAAAGAGACAUGGCGGAAACCCAUAGUGACAGUGUUCUGUCCAUUCAGAAGGCAAACACAUAUCAUGAAGCUACUCUAUAACGAAUGUAUAAGCAUUUGCUCUUUGACCUUAACCCUCGUGCUGCCUUCGGGUCACAUGACCCAAAGGUUCAUAACGAACCAUCGUUGUGUUUACCCAAUUUUACCCAAUACAAAAACAAAUAAAAAUAAUUUUCUUUUAACCUUUGCAAUGUGGGGGGUCUGAGACAGCCCAACGGUUAAAAGAAAAUGCUUCACUUUGUCUUUGUAUGCGGUAAAUCUGUCGCAAUACGACGGUGGGUCACAAUGACUGAUGGGUCAGAAUGACC